GGAUCUCCCCGCCGCCGCCUGAGGAAUGUCAACUAUUCAACAUGGAGACGGCGGUUACCAGGCUCGAGACCCUGGACUUGGUGAGCUUUAACCUGAUCCAGCUCUUCACCAUCCACAGAAACCUCUGGCUGAGUUGAUGUGGAUUUUUUUCCCUUUUUUUGUUCCAGAAAGCAGAAUCUGAUCUGGAUUAUAUUCAGCGCAGAGUGGAGUUUGAAAUCAUGAAAAGUCUUCCUGAUGACACAGCAGAAGAGGAGGAUCCAGCUGCUCUCCUGAAGGAGCUCCCAGUGCUGAAGUCCCGGUACAAAUCCCUGUGUGCCCAGAUGGAAGAAAUUUCCCUGGAGCAGAAGGAAUCCAUGGAGAGCAUCCGUGCUGCCCUGGAGAAAACAAUGAAGAUAGCUCAGGCACUGCAGCAGCACACUGAGCUGGAGAGCUUACCCCUGUCAGCAGAAGAACAGACUGCAGCCCAGCAGUUAAACUUGCAAACUGGGAAAGAAAUGGAAUUUUCAGAGCAAGAGCCAUCCUGCCCAGGAUCUACAGACCCUGGCUCAGCUGAAGAAGCCCAGUUCACCCCCCUGACUGAGGAAACAUUUAUGAGUGUGCCCAGGAGCAUCAGAAGCACUGUCAAAUUAGCAGACUUGAAUUAUUUUUACAAGGAGUUAUUUAACCAUUUCAUUGUACAGAACAACAGAGCAGCACUGAGUCUUUCACAGAUGAGAAAGAUGAAUAUGAAAGCCACUGACUCAAGAAUUCAAAUCCUGGAAGAACUGGGGAUUGUAGAACUCGACAAACAAGGAAAUGUUAAACUAGCUGUGUGAAAGAAAACUCAUCUGACACAGAAAUAUCCUGGUGCAGCUCCUGGUUAUUGAGGAACAAGAUUUCCACUGUAGGGAAGUUGUUAAUGUUUCUGUAUUAAUAUUCUGUUGAUAGUACUUGAAAUUGGAGAGUUCAGGAUCACUGAGGCUGGCACUUUACCUUGGCUGUUUAAAGGAUUAUGGUCGAUGCAUUUUUAAGGAAUGUUUUGAGUCAUGUGGUGCUUCCACCUUCUUGCUGCAUUCCUCAGGGGGUUUUAAAGGCAAAUAAUCCAAGCCUCUCAAUUGUCCUUGCAUUCCUGAAUAAAGAUUUAUUAUGCUUUUGUUUAAGUGA
Molecule: messenger RNA, 1143 nt
Organism: Haemorhous mexicanus (house finch)
Lineage: Eukaryota; Metazoa; Chordata; Aves; Passeriformes; Fringillidae
Gene: SKA2
Product: spindle and kinetochore associated complex subunit 2
Exons: 8
Coding region: 219-815 (198 amino acids)
Biological process (GO): chromosome segregation; mitotic cell cycle; cell division
Cellular component (GO): spindle microtubule; outer kinetochore
Molecular function (GO): microtubule binding
Source: RefSeq, a predicted model, not a curated record